This is a messenger RNA of Trichoderma asperellum CBS 433.97, 1849 nucleotides long. RefSeq lists its product as uncharacterized. The record is from RefSeq and is a predicted model, not a curated record. Gene Ontology annotation, biological process: GPI anchor biosynthetic process. NCBI's taxonomy places the organism in Eukaryota, Fungi, Ascomycota, Sordariomycetes, Hypocreales, Hypocreaceae. Gene Ontology annotation, cellular component: endoplasmic reticulum membrane; glycosylphosphatidylinositol-mannosyltransferase I complex. Gene Ontology annotation, molecular function: mannosyltransferase activity.
GUCAUAUCGCAACAUUGAAACAAACAAACAGCUUUCAACCUCAGCCGUCGUGAAGCCAUAGGCGCAAAGACAACCAGAGCUGUUCCUUACCAUCUGGCACUCGGUUCUGCCAUAGGCUCAUCGUAAACAAGGGCUUCAUCGCAUCAGCAUCAGCGCCAGGACCAUGAGAGAGAGAAUCACCUACUUCCAUCGGCCGGGUGCCGCCGUCGACCCAAAGCAGCUGGAAAUCAAGGACACAAAAGUCCAAGGCCCAGCGACAGAGGCGGUACGGGAGCACAAGAUCACUCUGACUCUGCCGGAGCUCCCUUCCGAGCUGGCCGGCCUUCUUCGUGAUGUCCAGGACCUGCAUCUGAGAUGGGCGACUUCAGCUGGCUAUGAAACCCUGGAGCCCUUUAGCUCCCGCGUCUCUCCAGGUCUCCACGUAUCAUAUACACCUCUGAAGGAGGAUCACGAUCCAGAAAAAUUGUGCACAGCCUUACAGGCAUUUGGACGUCUAGACUGCUCAUCAGAAGAGGUAUACAUUAGACUUGGCAAUGAGAACCAAAAAGAACCCUCUACGUUGUUCUUUUACAAUGAGCUUGAAAAACUAGACGGAUUUGCAAAGAGGCUCGGCCCGGUUGUCUGCUCAGGGCCAACCGCCAGUGAGUGCAGGAAACAGCUGCAAGACCUCAAAGAUGCCGCCAGCCUAGACAUUUCUUACGAUUCUACUUCUGAUUCCGUCAAGGUCCAAGCCCUAUGGCCGCUUCAACAACGCGAGAUAUCCGUUCCGGCAUCACCCAAGGGUCGGACAGAAGUCGGGAUCCUAGGUAUAGAUGCGCCGCCAAACAUGGAAGCUCACCAGAUUGGCGCCUCAGGUGUUCUAACCGUCAUCGGUGAGCAAAAGGAACCAUCGCCGGUUAUGUUCGCCUUUGAAGCCCGGCACAGGACGGCGUCUGGCUCUUUUACGUCUAAAUUCCAGCAACCCACGGGCCUACAUCCCGCUUUGCAGCUGAGUCUGAGCGGAGCAGCUCCUCCUUCUGAUGGCGAGGCCGAAUGUGCUCCGUAUGCAUACUUCACUUUCCCCAAGGUGAUAUUCGCAGACAGAUACCAGCUAGCAGACGAAUUGUUCCUUGCGUCUAAAAACCUGACAGCCACAAAGUACGUGAGCGAGCCGGUGGAUCUCGAAGCACCUGCGUAUACGACCAAGCCCUGGGGAUCGAACGUGCUUCUGGAGCUGGCACCUCCCAAAGGCGGCGCUGCGGCAGAGACUUGGACUGUCGAAGUCCCCCUUCAUUUACGCUAUCUCAAGCCAACCCCAACAGGCAAAGAAGAAGCUGGAAUCCCAUAUCCUGUGGUAUUCUGGGCGUGCGAUAGCGGCGAAGAUAUUUCUUACGCAGUUAAUCCAUUUGAUCGUGUCAAUCUGGGCUAUGAUGGCCUGUUUAGCCCAAGCACAAAAUUCUGGCACGUGAGUCCCAAGUCUGAAGCUGGCGGCCGUCUUAUCAACAACAUCAACGUCCCCGUGGUGACGGAGGGCGCAUCUCAGUGGGUGGGAGUUGGAACGGCGGCAGCGGUGGCGGUGGGCUUUGUUUGGGUCUUGUUGAAGCUGGUGGGAGGAUAUGCCAAGUCUGGUCAUUCAACAGCAACGAAAAAGGCGGGAGAUAGCAAGAAGAAGCAGUAGAUUUGGUAGAAUGCGGGAAGAGAUAAUACGGUUAUGGCUGGAUUGGAUGGGAUCUUGGGAGAGGCAUGGCAUACAUGUGUAGGUGCAGCAGUGUGUUGCAGGUGUUUAUUAUAGAGGGUCAAUUUUAUUUUCAUAUAUCUGGAACACCGAUUUGCAAGAUGCCCGACGGGUAUAUGACCAUGGUUAAUCCUG